UAUUAAAAGUAUUUUUUUUUUGUUAAAGGAUGCUGUAGGGGCAAUAGAUGGUACACAUAUUCCUGCAAAUGUCCCCUUAGAAGAACAAGCUAGGUAUCGCAAUAGAAAGCAAGAGAUUUCUCAAAAUGUUUUGGUAGCUUGCACAUUUGAUAUGAAAUUUACAUAUGUGCUUGCCGGUUGGGAGGGAUCGGCACAUGACGGUCGAUUGUUAAGGAGUGCAAUAUUACGACAAGGACAUAAGCUGACAGUUCCUUUGGGUAAAUAUUAUCUCUGUGAUGCCGGCUUCCCAUUGGUUCCGGGAUUUCUUGCACCAUAUCGUAGGACUCGUUAUCAUCCUAGAGACAUUGAGGGUCAACGCCCUGAAAGUAGUAAGGAGUUGUUCAAUUUUUGCCAUUCAUCUCUACGUAAUGUUGUUGAGAGGACAAUUGGUUUGCUUAAGAGAAGAUUUGCAUAUUUGAGGCAUCAACCCUACCACGACAUUGAAACACAAGCAAAGAUAGUCCUAGCUUGUUGUGCCGUUCACAACUUCUUAAGGAAUGAUGAUAUAGAAGAUGUUUGUCGUGAGGAUGUAGAUACUAGAGAUGAUGAGGAUAACCUUACACAUGUUGUCGAUGUAUCUGAAGACGAGACUCCAAAUGCUCACAUAUCUUUCAAAGCUGAUGCAGCAUGGUCUAAUAAUAGGAAUACAAUUGUUGAUUUAGUGUGGGCUGAUUAUCGUCCCAACCAUGAUGCAGGAGUUGAUUUCGAUUAAAUUUGAAUUUUUAAUUGUCAUUUAUGUCCUUACACGGCUCUACAACAACCCUAAGACCUGACCCACAAACAACCCAUCGCCGGUCAUGUUCUUCCACUUUUAUGUCUUUAUGCUAUUCCAUGCAUAUUUAUUCAUUUGUUGGAAUAUACAGAGUGGUUUUCUUUGGAAGGCUAUAUGGACAGUGAGGCCUUUAUUUGUAUGAACGGCAUAACUUGAAUCCGUUCUCACCACUAAUGAUUUCAUCAUUGAUAAUUGUAGGAAGAGAAGAUGCAUUAGGACUGACUAGUGCUUUGUGUGUAAGGUGCAGGGAUUUGGUAGAUCAUAUUUGUGACAUUGUUUAGUGGCUUCUGAGUUGUAAAAUCUGGUAUGGGUUUUCAUGAUUUUAGGCCAUUUUCGCUUGUGGGUAACGAGCUUCCCUGGGAGGAGCUCUAGAUUGGUGUAGAACAUCACUUCUUUGAUGAUGAGGUGAAUAUGUACAAAGCACACACAACCACAAGGAAAUGUAUACAACUAGUUCCAGUACAUACUUAUCAGCUUUUAGAUAAAUGGUCAGGGAUAAAAUCCUUCCCGUUUCUCAGAAUUCAUUUCGCUACUACUUUUUCUUCUGCUAGAAUUUUUCUGAAGUAUUCAUUUGUAAAGUAACUUUUCUUGCUAAGAGAUAACUGGGAUAGAACUCAUCUUGUAUUGUUGCUAUAUGCAAGCCUCUCUCAUUUCAUCUCUCUAGGAAUUUUAUUUUCCACAUACUUUUUCUUUCUUGGUUUUUCCUAGUUCAUGUCAAGUGUAGUUCCUUGUUAUCUCAGAAUGGAAUGCCCUUCAUUAGUCAUGUAUUGGUGUUGCUUACCAUUGAAUAUACCAUAAACCAGUUCUUUCCUUCUCCCUGCACUGUGCUACAGUAGCAAUUUCUCUUGUUUCAGAGUAACCAAUGCAAUUCAUUGUGAAUCUCCCAUAUGUUGUUCUCUUCUUUACGACUCAUCUUUCUCAAUUUUCUUGCUCCAGCAGUGUUUCCUUUCUCAUCAUUUUUAAGAAUAUGAAUUUAGGAAGCUAUGGGAACUGACAAUAACAAGGAUUAUUUCAUCCUUUGCAAUGGAAAGGAGACUGUGGGUGCUGCUUGAACACCUUAAUAUUUCAUUCUAUAACAAUUUGAUUCCUUUUAUUGAAACUAAUAGACGCCUUGCAAUACCCUGAGCUAAUGUUAUGUAUAGGACAUAGAGAUGUACAGAGGGACAAUGAUCAAGAACUUACGACUUAUUUAUGGAGAAAAAGAAGAUUAGCAAAAAUCUUAAAUGUACUAGGAUUGAGUUUGCUUAGUAUUUAUUGAGCUUAGUUGUUUUAGAAUUGUGUUUCUUUGACAAUUCAUUUGGGCUCUUCACUGAACCGCGGGUUCUAUCCCGCCUUGGGAAUGACAUCCUUUUGGUUAAGGAUUGGAUAUUGUAUCUGAGAAUUGAAUAUUUGGAAAAUGCAAUAGUCCUAGCUUGCCUUGGGAAAGGUGGGUUAGUCAGGAAGAGAAUGUUCUUGAAUCAAUAUGUUUUAGGAGACGAACAAUUCACUAUGCUUGUGCAUUUGAAACAGGGUGAGCCUUCUAGAAGGCAUUUAGCUUGCAUCACUGUGAUUUUGAGGCACAAGGUUUGGUUGCUUAGGAAGGUGGUUCAUGACAUGAUCACCUCCUGAAUAGUUAUUUGAUGUCCGAAGCAAUUUUUUCUGGGAGUGGGACACACUUCUAUUGGAACUACUUGUCUUGCAUGAAUUUUAACACAGCCAAGAGAGUCACAAGAAGGAAACUAAACCCUUGCACUCCACACCAAGGCUCUGAAAGUGGUGGUGAUGCUGAACAUUUUCAUAAUCAUCUCUCACCUCACAAUCAAACAACCCCAUACUUCCAAAUUCCAAUGAUGGUGCACUGACCAUACUUGUACAGGCUUUAUGACAAAUCAUUAGUCAGAUUGUUCCCUGUUUGUCAGGGAACGGUGCUGCGGUGCGUAGUUUGGUUCUAUGUACGCCAGAUCAUAUGAAAUCCCUUUACGGCUUUACCCAUAUCAAAUGGAGAUGUUGUAGACUUGUAGCUCCACCAAGACUGCAACAUUAUUUGAUAUUGCAGAAUUUAGCACUCUGCAAUAGCAGGUCAAUGCAUUGUAUGAUUGCCAAAAGAUCACCCUUCUAACUGUCUGCCAGACCACAAGUAAGCUGCUUUAUCAUGCAAAACUAGGCAAAAUGCCUCAACUGUUUACUGAUAGACACCAAAGUUGAUAUGCCAUUCUAGAACAAACAACAAUGGAUGGGAGUACUUGAUUGUGCAAGAAACUGAGACUUAGUCUGAGCUGACAUAAGAAUACAUUAAACUGGAGUGCAUAUAGAGAAUGCAGUGCUCGCUACAGUCAAACAGAGGAUGUAGCACAGUGCAAGAGACAAUGAGGAUAAAGAGGUAGACCCUGCAGGAAAAAAAUAAUAGAAAUAAAUAGAUAGAAGUGUUCUAGUCUAUCUUCUCCAAUGAAUAGCUUAUUUUUCAUCACAAGUCGGUGAAUACAUGCUAUAUGUUUAUGGUUGAAGAGAGGGCUUACUUUCCCAAUUACUAUUCUUAACUUGAGAAAUCAGAGAGAGAGAUGGAGGGAGGCUACUAAAUAGGUUGUGACAGAUAGAAGAGGAGGAGACAUGAUGCAGAUUUUUAUUUUAUUUUUUAAUGUUUUUUUUAUUUGUCUCUUUAUGGUUAGUAUUUGAGUGAUUAGGUUUUUGAAAUCUCAAUUACGUAUGGAUUCCCAAUUCAUGGCUAGAUGAAAUGUUGGACCAGCUUGUUGCGUGCUUGUCGUGUCAGUGGUGUUCUAAGAUUGACUUGAGAAGUGGUUACCUUCAAAUUAGGCUCACGAGUGGGGAUGAAUGGAUGACAACUGUUAAAACUCUAGAUGGCUUAUUUGAAUGGAUUGUAAUGCUUUUUGGCAUUUCUAAUUUCCAGAGCACUUUCAUGUGCUUGUUGAUUGAGAUUUUGGUUGGGACGAGUCACAUGGGAGACUAGCUAGUGUUGUUACAGUAAGUCACGAAUUGUCUUAGGAGUUGAAAGUCCUAAAGGUGGUUUGGGUCUGCAUUGGAUAAUCAAUUAGAAUGACUGGAAACUGAAACUGAAAGGGAUUGUCAAUGCCAUAGAUGCAAAAGAGUGGAAUCCAAAGUUCCAUGUUCACCUAAAAUCUGAUGGUUACUAAUUAUUCCCUAGAAACCCUCCAAAAAAGCAAAGCUCAUGCAAGACAGCAUUGAAGAAGGAACUUGGUCUACCCGUUUAGUGAUAACGUCCCAUUAAUUGGUUUCAUUCACCAAAAAAGUGUAGAUCUAAUAGCGAAGGCAGUUCCUUGGUUGAUGGGCUAUAUGUGCAAGUAGUCAUGUUGGGCACUGGGAGGAUCUAGAACAGAUCCGUAGGCAAUUUGAGGCCCAAGAUAAUAAAAAAAUUGAGGAUGGGUUGGAUACUCAGUGAAGAUAGCCCACCAGAUUACUGCUGGUUCUGAUUUGAUAUUCUAUUCAUGCCAUCAAGAUUUUAGCCUUUGUGGACUGAACCAGCUCUAUGCAAUGAGCUAUGGGACUGUUCCAGAUUCACACUGUGGGUGGACUACAAGAUACUGAGCGCCUUUUGAUCCUUAUAAUGAGUCUACCUUGGGAGGACAUUUGACAGGGCUGAGUCUGAUAAGCUAAUCCAAGCAUAGGGGAGUUGCUUGGUAAGAUAUUGGGAGUACAAGGAACGACACUUCCUUCGAUGCAAUAUUCUCCAUACUUUCAUUAUCAAUAAUAGCAUCAUAAACCUUUGCUUCACAAGUUACCUUUGGAUAAAACAAUCUGCCUGCUAUUUAUCUAUCUCCUGUGUUGCAGUUGGUUCUUUUAUGUCUCCCUUUUUUUCCUUUUAGCAUUUUUGGCAGUUUAAAUAUUUGUUUGCUAUGGCUAAUUUUGUUGUCAAAAGAAAUAAUGAAUCUAAACUUGGUAGGUAACUUGAUGUUUGUUCUCAAGGUUUCUCUAUUUGUAUGUCAUGUUUAUGAUAAAGGUUUUGGCUAUACCAUUUUUUCUCUAUUUAUAUGCGAUGUUUAUCAUAAAGGUUUUAGCACCCUACCAGUUUUUCGUUAUUUGUAUGUCAUGUUUAUUAUAAAAUUUAAAUGUCCAGGCGUAAAUUUGAACGAAGCCCCUUCCUUUGUCUUCUUUGGCCUUUGUCUUUUUCUUCUGCAGUGAAUGGUGUUGGAUGAGUUCAGAGAAGGCUUUCUUACUAUAGCAGUAAACACAAAGCUAGUAUAUGCAUCUGAACAGAUAUGUUGUUUGUGACUGAUUUAUUUUCUCCAU
Diospyros lotus (date-plum) is the source of this 5053-nucleotide messenger RNA. RefSeq lists its product as uncharacterized. The transcript is spliced from 2 exons. The record is from RefSeq and is a predicted model, not a curated record. The coding region runs from base 152 to 751 and encodes 199 amino acids. NCBI's taxonomy places the organism in Eukaryota, Viridiplantae, Streptophyta, Magnoliopsida, Ericales, Ebenaceae.